Messenger RNA from Chelonoidis abingdonii (Abingdon island giant tortoise), 1520 nucleotides. RefSeq names its product E3 ubiquitin-protein ligase TRIM58-like. NCBI's taxonomy places the organism in Eukaryota, Metazoa, Chordata, Testudines, Testudinidae. The record is from RefSeq and is a predicted model, not a curated record. Gene Ontology annotation, molecular function: metal ion binding.
CACUUCCUGUCAACACAGACUCAGCAGCAAGGCAUGUGUGUGGCUGUUCAGCGGCUGGGCUGCAGGGAUCUCAGUGGGCCUGGGUGCCGGGUACCAGGGAGUUAGGCUGCAGAAAUCUCAGUGGGGAGGGAGCUGGGCUACAGGACCCGGCAGGGUGCUGGGUACCAGUGAGCUGGGCUACAGGGGAUCCCAGCAAGGCAGGGAGCUGGAUGCCAAGGAGCUGAGGUGCAGGGAUUUCAGCAGGGCACAUUGCUGGGUGCCGGGGUGCUGGGCUGCAGGGAUCAGAGGCACAGGGUGCUGGGUGUCAGGGAGCUACAUUGCAGUGGUCCCAGCGGGACAGGGUGCUGAGUGCCAGGGAUCUGGGCUGCAGAGGUCCCAGCGGGGCAGGGAGUUGGGUGCCAGGAAGCUGACUGGAGCUCUGCAGGGAUCCCAGCAGUGCACUUGCCCCUAGUACUCCUCCCACCAUGGCUGGGUCCGACCUAGUGCAGGAGCUGCAGUUGGAGGUUACCUGCUCCAUCUGCACCAGGUACAUGGAGGUGCCUGUGAUGCUGGACUGUGGGCACAACUACUGUGAGGACUGCAUCAGCCAGCACUGGGACAGGGUGGAGGAGGAGGAGGAGCCGAGGCAGUGCCCCCUGUGCCGCCAGUCCUUCCGACAGCGCAGCUUCCGCCAGAACAAGUCGCUGGCCAACAUAGUGGAGAUCGUGCAGCGGUUCCCCUACCAGGAUAAGGCCCAGGAUGUGCGCUCCACAUCCAGCUCCACCAUGGGGAAGGACCCCCAGGAGCAGCAGGAGAGUUUCAGGCAGUGUCUGGAGACUCUGAAGAGGGACCUGGAGAUCGUGCUGAGCCUCCCAUGCGAUGGAGAGAUGCGAGAGCACCUGCUCCACUUCCUGCAGGAUGGGCAGCAGAUGAUCCUUCAGAAGCUGCAGGAGAUGGAGGAGAUGAAUGGCACAAGGGAGGAGGGGGAAGAGAGGAAAGAGGAGCCAGACCCAGCGCAGCAGGAUGAAAAUAUCACCUUGAGCAGGUCUGACAGUGAGAAGUCCUCGAAGCCCCGCUCACAGUCGCCAGAGCUGUGUGACUGCCGGCUGCCCCUGCUGAACAGCGUCCAGAGGAUACAGAUGAUGGGUUACAGAGUGGAGGUGACUCUGAAUCCUAAAACAGCCAACCCUCAGCUUGUCCUGUCCAGUGACAGGAGGAGUGUGCGUCUUGGAGAUGAGCGGAAGGACCUGCUCAACUGCUACGAGAUUCGACACAGUUCCUUGCGUCCUGGCCAAUGAAGGGUUCUCAUUUGGCAGAUAUUACUGGGAAGUGGAGGUGUGGGAUGCUGGCUGCUGGGCUGUGGGAGUGGCCAGGAAGUCAGUGAAGAGGAAGGGACAUCUCAGACUCACACCUGAGCAUGGGUUCUGGACUGUCGAGAUGCACAUGGGCAAAUACUGGGCUCUCAACACCUCCCCGGCCCUUGUGUACUGCAACGAGAGGCUUCACAGGGUUGGGAUUUACCUGGACUGCACGGAAGGGCG